This is a messenger RNA of Cyprinodon variegatus (sheepshead minnow), 3500 nucleotides long. RefSeq names its product extracellular serine/threonine protein kinase FAM20C-like (gene fam20ca). Gene Ontology annotation, biological process: protein phosphorylation. Bases 671 to 2368 code for a protein of 565 amino acids. Lineage: Eukaryota; Metazoa; Chordata; Actinopteri; Cyprinodontiformes; Cyprinodontidae. The record is from RefSeq and is a predicted model, not a curated record. The transcript is spliced from 10 exons. Gene Ontology annotation, molecular function: protein serine/threonine kinase activity. Gene Ontology annotation, cellular component: Golgi apparatus.
GCCGCUUCAAUGUGCAGGGACGCAGCCAAUCUCUUCCUUAUGACGCCAGCGAGGCUGGGCUCAGAUGUCUAAGGUUUAACAGACCCACCCUGGAUGAACACUUGGAGGAGAGAGAAAAGGCGGCGCUGGGAGGACAAAAUCACGACCUGGAUCGCAACACCUGCCAGGGCGACGCUCACUUCAGCGACGCUCGCAGUUAAAAAAAAAAAAAGAAGUGGGGCAGCAUCCGAGCAUCUCACCGAUAACCUGCUCUUUAAUGGAUUGUUUUCUUUAUUCUUGAUCUUAUAUAUUAAUUUUAGAUAUAAUUGGAAAGCUUUAUUCCAGCGGACUGUGUGAAAUCUACCUCUGUUGAGACUUUCUAUUUGAUCAGAGAGCAGUUAUGCUGCUUUGAUGUCUCACUCCGCGCUGGGAAGCAGGUUAAAGGAAGAGCAUCGAUGCGUUUAACGGGACCCCCUUUGUUACAUCCUCAUGCAUGAAGACUCUUAGACUUCAACUUCACCUCUCAGGACAUGAAGGAUCAUUAUAAAUUAAACGAGACUCUUAAAUAUGAUGGGAUUUUUAAGUGGGAUUGGAAUAGAAGAUCAACAUAGUUUUAUUGCUGCGUUCUCAGAGAAAAUUACUAAAUCCUAAAAUAUCCCUUCAAGAAAACAAGUAUAUAGCCUAUAGAACAAUGAUAUUGUUUCGUAGAUUCAGAGUGUUGAUCCUUAUGGUGUUUUUAGUUGCGUGCACUCUGCACAUCAUGAUAGACUUGCUGCCAAAGCUGGAGAAGAGAGCUGUCGGAGCGCACGGAGAGGAGGGCGGCUGCCAGUGCGCGCAGCACCCGGGCAGGGAGGCGCAGGGCUGGGGAAAGCAGCGAGCCAGGACGGCCGCCGACGCGGGUUGGCCUAACAAGCACACGCUGAGGAUCUUGCAGGAUUUCAGCAGCGAGCCCGGCUCCAACCUCACGUCCCACUCGCUGGAGAAGAGCGCAGCCGGUGCGGACAGAGCCGGAGAGUCCGGCGGAGCGUCAGCGAAGCAGCACAAGCCUCUGAUGAGGGAAGGGACCGGGGGUCGCACCGCCUCUGUAAAUCAGGCAGCCUCCCGGUUAUCGGCUUUGUUUGAGCAUCCCUUAUACAAGGUUGACCUUCCUCCCCUCACGGAUGAUGAUACUUUGUUUAACGUCAACAAUGACAUCAGGUUUUAUCCAAGAGCCACAGGGAACCAGGGAUGGCAUAAUGAGGAGGGGGAUGAGGAUGAGCUUUCUCCAACUGCCGAGGUGACAGCAGAGUCUUACCCCAACUGGUUGCGUUUCCACAUUGGGAUUAACCGAUAUGAGCUCUACCCCAGGCACAGUCUGGUGCUGGACGCCUUGCUGAAGGACCUGGUCAGUCAGAGGAUCACCAGCGUGGCCAUGAAAUCCGGAGGCACCCAGCUGAAGUUGAUCAUGACUUUCCAGAACUAUGGACAAGCGCUGUUCAAGCCCAUGAAGCAGACCAGGGAGCAGGAAACGCCUCCAGAUUUCUUCUACUUCUCCGACUUUGAGAGACACAAUUCUGAAAUUGCUGCUUUUCACCUGGACAGGAUCCUUGACUUUCGCAGAGUGCCUCCGGUGGCAGGGCGACUUGUCAACAUGACAAGUGAGAUCAGAGAUGUGACGCGUGACAAGAAGCUGUGGAGGACUUUUUUCAUCUCACCAGCAAACAAUGUCUGCUUCUACGGUGAAUGCUCCUACUACUGCUCCACUGAGCACGCUCUGUGCGGUAAACCAGACCAGAUCGAAGGCUCCUUAGCAGCCUUUCUACCAGACCUCAAUCUGGCCAAACGCAAGACCUGGAGAAACCCCUGGAGACGCUCCUAUCACAAGCGCAAAAAAGCAGAGUGGGAAGUUGACCCAGAUUAUUGUGACGAAGUGAAGCAGACGCCCCCGUAUGAUCGAGGGACAAGAUUGCUGGACAUCAUGGACAUGACCAUCUUUGAUUUUUUAAUGGGCAACAUGGAUCGUCAUCAUUAUGAAACCUUUGAGAAGUUUGGAAAUGACACUUUUAUCAUUCACCUUGAUAAUGGAAGAGGAUUUGGAAAGCACUCACAUGAUGAGCUGUCCAUCCUCGUACCUCUCAGCCAGUGCUGCAGGGUCAGGAAGUCCACUUACUUGCGUCUCCAGCUGCUGGCCAAAGAGGAGUACCAGCUGAGUUCACUCAUGGAGGAGUCCCUGCUGCGGGACCGCUUGUCCCCUGUACUCAUCCAGCCUCACCUCCUGGCCAUGGACCGGAGGCUCCGACUAGUUCUGCAGGUUCUGGCGGGCUGCAUAGAAAAAGAGGGCUAUGUUAAUGUUGUGGAGGAGGACCUCUCUGGGGACACAGCUACUCACAGGGGCCCGGGCCAUAGGUAGUAAGGGUGAGAGUCGUACAGGGUGACAGCACUGACACGUAGCCCUAAUGGACCACAAGCAGCAUUGCCUGUUUACCUAUUGGGAUUGGACCAGAAAUCCCACCUCUGAAAUCAAGCUGAAUUCAAUGAAUUCCAAGACUGCCGUCAUUGCCUCUAUAGAAACUGCUUUUAGGUGUGUUUGUAUAAAAAAUAAAAUAAAAGAUCAUGCUUAUGUGGAGGCUUUAUAAUUGUCAUAUACAGCCAUAUGUUUUACUUUUUUAUUGUUUUGUUUGAUCUGUUUAAGACAUAAAGGAACAUCUGCUGUGUUUUGGCUUUUGUCCUGGUAUGUUUUAUUUGUUUUUGCAAAUACAUAACCAAAUGCAUCACACUGACUCACUGACUGACUGAAGGGCAUAUAGUCAGACCUUUUAAGCUUUAUCAUUUAUCGUGAUAUUACAGAAGACUUUCUUAUAAACAAAACAAGAUUUAUUGUUUAUAGUGAAUGUUCCAAAGCGUAUCUCAUGCCUGGACGCUAAAGUCUUACACAAAGGAGAGUAUGGGCUUGUCCAAAAAAUGUUUGUAAGCUUUAUUUCCCUUGGCACAAAUUUACAGGAUGACAAGCUAGAUUUAACUACCUACUUCAGAGAUUAGGUAUGUAUUUUACACUGUAGAACAUGAAAAUUCUUUUUUUUACUUUGCCUUAGUUGUCUAUUUUAUUUUGUUUCAAUCUUGCACUACAUGUAUUUAAACAAAGAGCAUAAACAAAAAAGUUAAUACAUAUAUACACCCUCUUGUGCAACCCAUGUCUUUCCAUCUUUAAAAAAUGGUUUGUUUAAUUUGCUAAGAUUUAAUUAAGCCUGUCUGCAGUACUAAGUCAUUUUUUUCCUCUUUAUUCUUUCAUGCAAGAUUUGAUGAUUGAGUUUUUAUUUAUUUUUGAUUUACAUAAAGGAGAAUACCCUGCUGUUACUUAUUCAUUAUACUUUUGUUUUAAAUACUGCAAAUUAGAAUGUUCAUCUUGAAAAUUACAUACAACUUUUCGAGAACUUAUAGGUUGCUGAUGAAGGUUCUCAGUCAUCCAGGUCAUAGUCAUUCCGUAAAAAUUCAAAAAAUAUCCACUGGACUUGGUUUCCAAGAUUUGAAGACAUUUCGCCACC